AUGCUCACGAAAAAGAAAUCCGACCCAGACUUUUUGGGUUCCUUGAAGCAAAUUGCGAAUAAGAGUGACAACCCUCUCCAAAGUCAUCUCGACGUCAAGGUGCAGUUGGAACUCAAUCGAACAAGCAGUCCUCGCCAACUUUAUAGGUUUCAAAAACCUGAAAGCUUUACCUAUGAACCGCGCCGCACACAUCUAUCAGCAUCAAAGAGAAUAAAAAAGAAGAGCGAUGCAAUGGUGCAGUCCCACAUACGCGAAUUUGUUUCUUUUGAUGGGAAUUAUCAUAGGAAUUCUGUGGCUACAGCGUUGUCACUUUGGGAUUCUCGAUUGGAACAGAGAGAUAGUGAGAUCCUGCGAAUGAUUCAGAAAGCUGUUCGACCACCCGCAAAAAAGUCUUUUACUCAGGUGGCUCCAAAUGACCAAAGUACCAUCCGUGGCUUGCAGACAGAUGAAGACUGCAUUGCUUUCUUUGCUGCUCAUGGUUCGGGUAGUCAAGUGAAGUAUGUCUACUUGGAGCGUGCGCCUCAAGUUCUAGAUUUCAGGCCGUAUGAUCUUAUUGUAUGUACUGUAAAACGUGGAGUAGAAGAAAGGGAGCACUAUAUUAUGAGUGCAACAGGCGUUGUCCAUGUUCGGCCAGGGCAACCUUCUGAAGUUGUCAGUUUGGCACAAUGGAUGCGAGAGUCCUCUUUGUUCGAUGUUAUUCGUCGAAUUCAUUUCUUCAGGACCUACCUGGUAUAUAAGGCUUUUCUUCGGUGGCACAAAAAUAGCAGAGCAAAGCAGUUCUUAAGGACUCGGAAAUCACUUUCACGGGAAUUUUUGUUAUCGAAAGCUACCUUCAGUACCCCUGUUGUGAAUAUUUUGAAGAGUUCCUAUGAGCUUACUACAUAUUCACCUAUCCUCUACGAAGCACAGGGCAAACAUGAUUACGUUAUUGAAGAAUUUAGAGCGCAACAAUUGAAACAACGACAGAAGAGUAUUACAGUUUUGGGUUCCUGUAUUGAUCAAAUUGAAGCAGAUGUAACAAAACUGAUUGAGGUCAUGAAACGUAAAGCCGAUGUGCCUGAUCUUAAUACGAGGGAAGCUUUAGAGCAGUAUCUACUUGCCAACGCGGUGAUGUCAGGAAGCAAGUCGUCUCGUUCUCAAAUAAAAAUGAAGUCGAUGCAUGAUGCUCGCGAAGAGCAGUUUAAAAGAAUGCGUGAGCUAAAGCGAAGCAUAGUGGAAUACUCUCAGAUAUAUGAAUUUGUUUGUCUGGUGGAUUGUAUCGCAUCUGAAACAGUAUAUCGGACUACUCUUUCGUCAAUACAGUCGUUGUUUAACACUCUUCGAAAUCAAGAUAAUCAAGAAUUGCGUUCCAUUGGUUUUCAGGUUUUGUUGCAGGCCACACAAACUGAAUUGUUGUUUAACCCGGCUGAGAAGUCCAUUCGAGCAGUUUGUCUGGAAAUUAUUGCAGGAUGCAUUGAAGUUGCAAAUUCAACCGUGCGGUUGUGUAACCAGAAGCAUCUGAAGGGUUACUUUUCAAAGACGCCUCGUGUCUGGAACAUGGGCCACAUGCUUUCGUCCGACGCCCGUAUGCUAUUCCUUCAAGAGAGUAUCUUGCAAUUGGUGGGUCAUGAUUAUGCUCAAGCAAACACCAAAAUGCAAACAUAUCUUAUUACGCUGCCUCAUAUUCAUUUUCUGCAGAGAGAAUGGAGCUCUAUUUUGGCUGAGUGGGAAAAUGAAACUGAAGAAAAACCUCUUUCUGCAAUAAGUUUGGCUAAGUUGUACCUCAAGUUACAAGAGGCUCAUGAUGCCCUACGUGUAUUGAUGGCAUCCUUUGUAGGUCAUAUGUUGUGGGUCAAUGCUGCUAAGUUAAGGACCGAGAUUGAGCCACGUAUGCGGGUUAUUCGAGAAGGUAUUGAUGUAACACUUCGUUCGAUUACAAGAGAUGCUAUUGCAGCACUACAUGUUUACUUUAAGCAGAAAAGUCAAUUACUUAAUGAGCGUCCUUCUCAGCUUCAAGAGUUUGCUGAGUAUGUUGCAAAUUACAAGGCCAUUGUACAUGAGGCACCUGAAACAGAAACCAAACUUGCACAGGCUGAUGCUCUUUGUGAAUUAAUGGAUCGCCAACAGGUGGAGUUUUUGGAAGAUGAGGAUAAGCAGCUUAAAGAGAGAACUCUGGGAAGUAGCAGCAGUGCAUCUAUGUCUCUUAGGAUAGCCUUUGAUGAUGCACGACUUCAAGCAGAAGCAUUCAUUGAGGAAAAUUUGCCUUUUCAUACUCAGACCUUGGAGGUGACCGUGGCUAGUGUGGAGGAUGAAUGCAUUGGUAUUAAGCAGAUUAUAUCUGGUGAUGAGUUUGUUGUACUGACAGACAAUAUAGAGCCUAUUAUUCAGUACUUGAAGGAUAUCAAGCUCAAGCUUGACAAACUUGAAGAAAGCGAAAGACAACUUACCCACUAUGCUAAGUUGUUUGAUACUUCUGCCAUUGACUGGUCGUGUCUUUACGAGAUGGUCAAUUUACUUAAUAUCCGCUAUGAGACUUGGACACUAUUUGAUAAUUUUCUUUCCAGUAGAGAGCAAUGGUUUACCUGCCCUUUAAAAGAACUUGAUACACAUGCCAUUGAGGAUCAAGUCAAUGCGAUGGUUCGGCAGUCCGUUGCUCUUAACCGGCAGAUUCUAGAGAAAGAAUAUGAAGACGAGGUUACACCACAUCUCCUCUUAGAGCUUCAGGCACUUCGUGGCAGCAUACAAGUUAUUCAUGACUGUGGAAAUAAACACAUGACCCCCGCGCACUGGAACAUUGUAUUAAAGGAAGCUACCGGUAUAGACAAUCGCUAUCAUGAGGGUCUUAAUCUGCAAACUCUUCAAGAAUACAACAUUUUGGAUCACAAAGAUAUUCUUGCAGAACAGUCCGGGUUUGCCACGGGUGAGUGGAAGAUUGUUAAUGAUCUUGAUAAAAUCAAAGCUGUAUGGGAUGUUAUUCCUUUUGAAACAAUGCCCUACAAGAACCGUGAAAGAGCUUUUAUUUUAGCUCAACUCGAAGAUGUCAUUCAACAGCUUGAUGAUCACCAAAUUGAGCUUCAAACGAUUAUGGCCUCUCGUUUUGUAGCACCUGUGCGGGAACGUGUGGAGGAUUGGAUUCGGAAUCUUCGGCAUGUGGACGAUGUCAUUGAGGAAUGGAUUACUCUACAAAAGAAUUGGAUGUAUCUGGAGUUUAUAUUUUCUUCUGAUGAUAUCAAGGCUCAACUUCCCGAGGAAAGCGAUCAAUUUACAGCUGUGGAUGAACUGUUUCGGAUGCUGACGAUGCGGGCAGCCACAACCAAGAAUGUAUAUCAGAUUUGCACAGAUACUGGUGUGCUGGAACAAAUAAAAAAGAGCAAUGAGGCCAUCGAUCAUAUCCAGAAGAGGCUUGAGGACUACUUGGAGACGAAACGGGUUGUAUUUCCACGGUUUUACUUUCUUUCAAAUGAUGAAUUGCUUUCUAUUCUGUCGGAUGUGCGUAACCCCAAGGCCGUACAGCCUCAUCUAUCCAAGUGCUUUGAUUCAAUUGCAGCUCUUGUUUUUAAUGAUGAGGAAUGCUCGGAAAUUGUGGGAAUGUUGUCUGGGGAAAAAGAAGAAGUGAACUUUGAAAAAACUGUUUAUCCUGUGGGGAACGUGGAGCAAUGGUUGUGCCAGAUUGAGUCGACGAUGAAGGACUCAUUGCUUAUGCAUAUGCGUAAGACUGUUGAGGCAUAUCCACAACGUGUGCGUGAAGAGUGGUUUUUUGAACACCCUGCUCAAUGCAUUCAAGCUGUUGAUAUGGUUGUAUGGACAGGGGAAGUUGAAGAAGCCAUAAAUAUGGCAUCUUUAGGGAGCUACUAUGCAUCUUAUCAGCAGCAAAUUCUGCGCACAGUUGAACUUGUGAAGCAAUCAUUAACGAAGCUUCAACGUAUGCUUGUUUGUACGCUUAUUGUACUUAAUGUGCACAGUCGUGACAUUGUGCAAACGCUACAUGAGUCUAACGUUACAUCCCUUGGUGAUUUUGCAUGGACCCAGCAGCUUCGGUACUAUUGGGAGGCUACUAACAAUGUAAACUCAGGUAUGAGUGUUGCAAUUCGCCACUGUGGAGCACAUCUGUGGUAUGGUUAUGAGUAUUUGGGUAAUCAACCGCGUCUCGUAAUUACUCCCUUGACCGAUCGUGCGUUCUUGACAUGUACAAGUGCUUUGUCCAUGAAUCUGGGUGCCGCUCCUCAGGGACCUGCUGGUACUGGAAAAACGGAGUCUGUCAAAGAUUUAGGUAAGGCGCUUGCCAGACAGGUGGUUGUGUUUAACUGUUCUGACGGUAUCAACUACAAAACCAUGUCUCGCAUGUUUGCUGGUCUUGCUCAGGCAGGUGCAUGGGCGUGUUUUGAUGAAUUCAACCGUAUUGAGUUAGAAGUGCUCUCUGUGGUGGCACAGCAGAUGCUUGACAUUACCACUGCUCUUGCACAAAACCUACAUCACAUGUAUUUCGAUGGGCAUCCAAUUAAGUUGAGUAAAAAUUUUGGUGUCUUUGUCACUAUGAAUCCUGGUUAUGCUGGUCGUACUGAAUUACCGGAUAACCUGAAGGCACUGUUCCGUCCAAUUUGUAUGAUGAUACCCGAUUACGCCCUUAUUGCAGAAAUCAUGUUUUACUCUGAAGGCUUUGCCGAUGCAAGAACCUUGGCGAGAAAGAUGGUACAACUCUAUAAGCUAAGUUCUGAGCAAUUGUCCAAGCAAGAUCACUACGAUUUUGGUAUGCGUGCGGUGAAGUCAAUUCUUGUCUUGGCAGGUGGACUAAAGCGACAGCAUCCUACGGAGAGUGAAGAUAUGUUGUUGAUUCGGGCCAUGCGUGACGCUAACGUGCCCAAGUUUCUCCGCGAAGAUACUGUUCUUUUUAUGGCCCUCAUCAAAGAUCUAUUUCCCACCAUUAAGAUUGAGGAGUCUGAAUACGAUUUGCUGAAGCAUUAUGUGAAGCAGGAAAUGGAAAAGGAGGGUCUGCAGGUGGUGGAAGGUUUGGUGACAAAGACGCUGCAGCUGUACGAUACACUCGUCGUUCGCCAUGGUGUGAUGCUCGUAGGCCAAACUUAUAGUGGGAAAACGACAAUUAUGCGCACACUUCAAGGCGCUUUAACCCAGUUGAAGUUGGACGGUCACGAUCCUGAAGGUGCAACACCUCUAUUCAAUCGUGUGCAUAUUCAUUUGCUCAAUCCCAAGUCUGUCACAAUGGGUGAGUUGUACGGACAGGUCAAUGACAUUACGCGUGAGUGGACCGACGGCAUCAUUAGUAACAUCGCCCGAGGCAUUACACGGGACGCUCAGCACUCCGCCGAUCGUCAGUGGAUUGUUUUUGAUGGUCCAGUCGAUGCUAUCUGGAUUGAAAACAUGAACACGGUCCUGGAUGACAACAAACUUCUCUGUUUGUUUAGUGGUGAGCGUAUUAAGCUUCCCUCCACGGCGACAUUUAUGUUUGAGGUGCAGGACUUGGCUGUUGCCUCCCCUGCCACUGUCUCUCGUUGUGGUAUGGUCUUUUCGGAGCCCUACUACGUAGAUGGGGGGCGUGGCUGGAUUCCAAUUGUCAAAAGUCUGAUUGCACAAAAGGCCGCAUUGUUCCCAAUGUUUCGCGCCGAACGCGUCACAGAUCUGCUGAACCAAUUACUUCCCAUGACGCUUGAUUUCAUACGCAAAGAAUGCCGUGAGUGGAUUGUGUCUGUAGAUGCUCAAUUGGCCGUGUCAUGCGUAGAACUACUCGCGGCCUUUAUACGAACACUUGACGACGAGAGUCUUUUACCAAGUGCAUUGCGCUCACCCAACGCCCAGGAGACUGAUGCAGACGAGGAUGUAUUACUGCAGCCAGAAAAAAAGAGUGUAUCCCAUGUUGCAUUGCUAGUCAGUGAACCAGAGGAAUUUCGCCCUCCCACUAUCACAGAUAAGACAGUGCCGACAAAUGACGAAACCUUGUUCGAUAUGUAUUUUCUCAUGUCAUUUGUCUGGUCAGUCGGUGGGAACCUCUCGGACGAUUCCCGGGAACGUUUUAACCGCUUUGUGAAGAAGCAGUUUGUGGCCCUGUUGCCUGACAAAAUGUCCAUGGACGACAACCUCAGCGUUUACGACUACGUGGUGCACAAGCCCUCGAUGCAGUUUGUCACAUGGCGCCAUUUGGUUCCAAGCUUUUUUUUCAGUGCGGACUUGCCGUACUUUGAGCUGAUUGUUCCCACGGUGGAGACUGUAAGUAUCACCACGUUCCUGGGUGUUCUCGCGGCGAGUUCGCGCCACGUGUUACUGAACGGUAUCACUGGUACCGGUAAAUCACUGUCUAUGCUGAAUUUUGUCUCAAAUGUGCUCCGCGGCGAUGAUCCCUCUAGUAAGUGGGAGUACUUUACGACCGUUCUGAGUGCACAGAGUCGUGCCCAUGACAUUGAAGACCGGUUGGAGGGGAAGUUGUACAAGAUACGUAGCAAUGUUCUUGGGCCAUCGUCUGGAAAGCGUGUGGUGUUUGUGAUUGAUGAUCUAAACAUGCCAGCGCUUGAAAAGUAUGGUGCCUCACCUCCGUUGGAGUUGUUGCGUCAGCUCAUCACACAGGGCGGGUUCUACGACAAACGCAAGUCACCUGCUGUAUUUAAGGAAGUUCAUGACAUCAUCUACCUUGCUGCCUGUGGUGUGCCUGGGGGAGGCAGAAACGAAAUGACGAAACGGUUGGUUUCACGAUUCCACCUGUUGUGUCAGCCAGUGUUUAGUGACCACUCUAUCCGUCGUAUAUUUGGAUGCAUCUUGCACGGUUUUCUCUCCGAGUGGGAGGACGCUGGUGUGAGAAACUUAUCCCGGGAUUUGGUGGAUGUCAUUAAGCAGUGCUAUGAUCGAAUCAGUCGGGAAAAGCUUCCAACGCCGAAGCGUUCGCACUACACCUUCAACUUGCGCGACUUCAGUAAGGUUGUUCAGGGGACUAUGCAGGUCUCACCGCGUAGUGCACCCACCCGUGAGGCUGUGCUUCGCGCCUUUGUCCACGAAGUUAGUCGUGUCUUUCAUGACCGCCUUAUCGAUGACACGGACCGUCAGUGGUGGUGGGGCGCGUUAGGUGAGGUGAUGCAUGGCGUGUUCCAAAUGCCCUGGGACCCUGCGUUGGAGAGUGUGCUUUUUGGAGACUACAUGCGACGAGAUCGCUCCAUAUACGAGGAGGUCGUCCCUGGGGAUGCGCUACAAGAGGUACUUGCCGACUACCAGAAGAAUUACGAGAUGGAGAGCAAUAAAAGUGUGAAGCUGGUGUUCUUUAAGGACGCCAUCCAUCACAUUUCGCGUAUGUGCCGCAUCUUUAGACAGCCUCGCGGGCAUGCACUACUUGUGGGAAUGGGUGGAACAGGGCGGCAGUCGUUGUGUAGACUGGCUGCAUUUAUCUCUGACUUACCGGUAUACGGGGUUUCCAUCACACGAACGUUUAGCAUGACGGAGUUUCGUGAUCGCAUGAAGGAAAUCUUACUGGCAAGCGGUUGCAAGAAUCAACCUGUGCUGUUCUUCUUGUCAGACUCCCAAAUUAUGUGGGAGGAGAUGCUGGAGGACGUCAAUAACCUCCUCAACACCGGUGAGGUGCCAGGGCUGAUGCAAAACGAGGAUGUGGAUCAAAUUGUGGAGACCGUUAGGCCAUUCGCCACCGCGGCUGGUAAGAAAGAAACUCGAAAUGUCAUCUUCUCGUACUUUGUCUCGCUAUGUCGCAAUAACGUGCAUGUUGUCUUGGCCAUGUCACCGGUUGGAGAGCCAUUCCGUCGCCGUCUGCGAAUGUUCCCUUCACUUGUUAAUUGCUGCACAAUCGACUGGUUUGACCAGUGGCCUGCAGACGCCUUGAGCUCCGUUGCCUCGCGCAUGUUUACAACACUGGCGCUAGAGGAAGAUGUGAAGGGGCGUCUUAUUCAACUCUGCGUUGCCAUUCAUAUGGACGUACAGAAGCGCUCCGAAGAAUUCUUUGAGGAGCUGCGUCGUCAUAACUACACCACGCCGAGCUCGUACCUGGAGCUGCUUACGUGCUAUCAACGGUUAUUGGGUGAGCAGAGUGAGCAGAUCACAGGUCAGGCGAAGCGCUACCAGGGCGGUGUCGACAAGCUGCAGAGCACCCAGCUGCUUGUGGAUGAGAUGAAGAAGCAGCUUGUUCAAAUGCAACCCAAGCUGCUGCAGGCAGCGAAGGAUACGGAGGAAAUUAUGGAAAAGGUGAAAAAGGAACAGGGGGUUGCGCAGAUAGUGCGAGCGGAAUGUGCAAAGGAGGAAGAGCUGGCGAUGGGUAUUCGUCGCGAGGCGGAUGGAAUUCGGGCGGAGUGUCAAGCGGAGCUUGACAAGGCGCUGCCUAUUUUGAAGGCUGCAGAGGACGCCCUUGCCGAGCUACGGCCAGACGACAUUCGCGAGGUGAAGAGUUUUCAGAAACCGGCAGCUCGUGUCGUGCUUGUGCUUGAGGCGGUGCUGGUUUUGCUGGGGGAGAAAGAUCUUAGCUGGGAUCGCGCGAAGCUUGUCAUGAGUCGCAUGGACUUUAUCAAGGAUCUACAAAACUACAAGAGGGAUGAAUUAACCGAGCGUGUUGUGCGUGCGUUACAAAGGUACAUCAAUAAUCCAGAAUUUCAGCCGGAGGAGGUGGCGAAGAGCUCCAAGGCCUGCAAGUCCCUCUCCAUGUGGGUUCUGGCCAUCAACAACUACUACGGAGUAGUGAAGGUGGUGACGCCAAAGCGAGCACGACUUGCGGAGGCUGAGGCGAAGCUUAACGUUGCUAACAAUGCUCUUCGUGAGGCGCAAGAGCGGCUGAAGGGCAUCGAAAACGAAAUUGACGCCCUUAAACGCACCAUGCAGGAGAACAUUGAAAGAAAGGAGCAGCUUGAGAAGGACAUUGAACUCACCAUGGUGCGCCUUGAUCGUGCGGAGCAGCUCAUGAGUGGGCUGUCACGGGAGCAAGAUCGUUGGAGGAGUGCCAUUGAAUUUCUGCUGGGUGAGCUAAAGGGUUUACCAGGCAAGGUUGCCCUUGCAGCAGGGUUUGUUGCAUAUCUGGGUCCAUUCACAGCCCCCUACCGCACACGCAUGGUGCAGAACUGGUGGGAAAAGUGCAAGGAGCUUGAGGUUCCUAUCAGCAGUAGUACCUUUGACCUCACCAGCAUGGUCACCCCGCUGCAGGUACAACACUGGGCCAACAAGGGACUUCCACAGGACCCGGUAAGUAUUCAAAAUGGCGUCAUCACACACAAGUCCAAGCGUUGGUGUCUGUGCAUUGAUCCACAAGGGCAAGCGGCUCACUGGGUUCGGGCGAUGGAGCGUGACAACAACCUUCGCGUUAUUAAACUCACGGAUGCCACGUAUAUGCGGGUGCUAGAAAAUGCUAUUCGUAUGGGACUUCCUGUGUUGUUAGAGAAUGUGGAGGAAACCGUGGAUGCCGCCCUCGAUUCUGUUCUCCUCUGUCAAACGUACCGAUCACAGGGACGACUUCUGCUAAAGUUGGGGGACACUGAAAUUGACUACGACCCGGCAUUUCGGCUCUACAUGACGAGUAAACUAGCAAACCCGCACUAUCUACCCGAGCUACAGAUUAAGGUGACGGUGAUUAACUUCACUGUCACGCAGGGUGGGUUGGAGAACCAACUGCUGGCCGAUGUGGUGCGAUACGAGUACGCUGAACUGGAGACAAGAGCCAUUAAAACCGUGAUGAGCAUUGCAAAUGGUAGGAACCAGCUUAAGGAGAUUGAGGAUCGCAUUUUGACUUUGCUUGCCUCCUCUACUGGCAACAUUCUUGACAAUGAACCUCUUGUCACCACGUUAAAGGAGGCGCAGGAGACCAGUGAGGCGGUGACGACCUCUCUUGAGAUAUCCGAAAGGACACAGAAAGACAUUGAAGUGGCGCGUAACCGCUACCGUCCCGUGGCUACACGUGGUGCCAUCAUCUACACCGUCAUUUCACAACUUGCAGGCCUGGAUCAUAUGUACCAAAUCUCUCUUGACUUCUUUAAGCAACUCUUUGUGCAGACGCUGCAGCGCACAGAGAAAGCCGAUACUGUUGAGGAGCGUGUGGCACUGUUGUUGCCAGCCAUGACGUUGAACUUUUAUAGUACAGUUUGCCGUGGCCUGUUUGAGAAGGACAAACUGAUUUUUGUGGUUAUGAUGUUUGUGCACAUAUUCCGGCAUGAGGGGCUGGUGCGGGAUGCGGAAUGGGAGUUUCUCUUGAAGGGCAGCGAGGGUCGGUUGCUUGUGGAUGCUGAUACGGAUAUUUGGCCGUUGUGGAUGAAUGAGGCAGCGUGGAAUGAGUUAACCGCGCUCUCGCGGGCACUCCCGGAGGAGUUUGCCGAAAUCAAAGAUACCGUGUACGACAACGAGGCAGAGUGGUCCAGCUGGUUUGCGAGUGACAAGGCAUAUGAGUGGUUUCCGGAAUCCAUUGCAUCCCUCACACCGUUUCAGAAGUUGCUAGUGCUGAAGACGUGCCGUGAGGAUUUGACAAGUCACGGCCUCUCUAUCAUCUGCGCGCACUACCUUGGAAAGGCCUUUACAGAGAGCCCCGCCUUUGAUCUCGAAGGCUGCUUCGCCGACAGCACCCCGACGGCGCCGAUUAUUUUUGUGCUAACGCCAGGCAGUGAUCCUACGGUGCUCUUCACCGAAUUUGCAGAUCGCAAGGGGUUUGGUGGGAAAAAACUCACAUUGUCGCUGGGUCAGGAUCAGGGACCGAAGGCGGAGGCGAUGAUUCAACAGGCAUCCGUAGAAGGCUUGUGGGUGUAUUUGCAAAACUGUCACGUGUACGAGUCCUGGAUGCCGUCGCUUGAGCGUUGUCUGGAAGAGUUGCAAGCGUCCAUCACAGUUCACACAGACUUCCGACUGUGGCUCACGACGAUGCCGGCGCGCAGCUUUCCUGUGCUGCUCCUGCAGUCUGGUGUGAAGUUGGUGAAGGAGCCUCCGAAGGGACUGAAGGCAAAUAUUCGUGACAGUUUCUCCAUCGAAGUGACACCGACGUUGUGGGACAGUCGUCCCGCAAACCCGACCCCGUGGCGCCGGUUGCUGUGUUCACUGACGUACUUUCACGCGGUAAUACAGGAGCGGCGCAAGUUUGGCCCGCUCGGGUGGAAUAUUCCAUAUGAAUGGAAUCGGUCGGAUUUUUCCGCGUCGUUGCAUUCUCUUUCCGAGUACAUUCCCCAGGAUGCAGAGACGCAAAUGCCAUGGAGUGCGUUACGGUACAUGAUUGGUAUUAUUAACUACGGUGGGCGCGUUACGGACUUUCUCGACACGCGUUCGCUUGUGAACAUCCUUCAAGCAUACUUUAACGAGGACGUGGUGACGCCGGGGCAGUUCAACAUAACCGCAGAUGGUGUCUACUGCAUCCCGGCCGAGUUGGAAUCCAUCGAUGCGAUCAAGGAAUAUCUCGGAAACCUGCCGCCGUUUGAAAGCCCAGAACUCUUUGGACUCCACGCCAACGCAGACAUUAUUUACAACCGUGCCACAGUUCGAACGCAGCUAGCUUCCAUGCUUUCUGUGCAGCCUCGCACCAAGGGAACCCUAGGACGGAGCCCAGAAGAAAAGGUUAUGGACAUGGUGAACGAGUUUGAGCGUCUGCUACCCCCGCUGAUUGACAAGACACUGGCGAGUCCUGAUACGUACCAAAUCACCGAAGAUGGCACGAUGAUCUCACUAGGCACCGUGGUGAGUCAGGAGAUUGAUUUCUUUAAUGUUAUUGUCGAGAAAGUGCAGCGCACGCUGCUGGAACUGAAGCGUGGCAUAAAAGGUGAGGUCGUCAUGUCGUUGGAGUUGGAAGGUAUGUUUGAUGCAUGUCUCCUUGGUCAGGUGCCUCAGCUGUGGCAUGAGGGGGGUUAUCUCUCACGCAAGCCGUUGGCAUCAUGGUUUCAAGACACCUUGCAGCGUGUGGAGUUCUUUCGAGACUGGAACGACAACGGGAGGCCGAUGAGCUUUUGGCUCUCCGGCUUUUUUUUCCCACAAGGGUUUCUCACCGGUGUGCUGCAGGCUCACAGCCGCGAGCACAAGAUUCCCAUUGAUGACAUCUGCUUCCGCACGAAUGUGACGCGGUACGAGUUGGUGGACGACAUUGUAACGACCCCAACCUCCGGGGUGCUGAUCCACGGCCUCUUCCUCGAAGGCGCCCGCUUCGAUCUUGCCCGGAUGAUGCUUGACGAGAGCCGACCGCGCGAACUGUACACCCACAUGCCGGUGAUUCACCUAGAGCCGGUGCGGCUGAAGGAGCACGUCUUGACGGGGUCCACCUUAGAGUGUCCCGUUUACAAAACGUGUGCCCGUGCAGGGGCGUUGUCGACGACGGGGCUCUCAACAAAUUUUGUUGUGCUGCUUGACCUCAACGCUGGGGCGGCGACACCAGAGCACUGGGUGAGGCGCGGUGUGGCGCUUUUGUGCAUGCUGGACGACUGA
Molecule: messenger RNA, 12351 nt
Organism: Trypanosoma rangeli
Lineage: Eukaryota; Euglenozoa; Kinetoplastea; Trypanosomatida; Trypanosomatidae
Product: dynein, axonemal, heavy polypeptide 1
Exons: 1
Coding region: 1-12351 (4116 amino acids)
Biological process (GO): microtubule-based movement
Cellular component (GO): dynein complex
Molecular function (GO): ATP binding; minus-end-directed microtubule motor activity; dynein light intermediate chain binding
Source: RefSeq, a predicted model, not a curated record